Messenger RNA from Amphibalanus amphitrite, 1110 nucleotides. RefSeq lists its product as uncharacterized. Gene Ontology annotation, molecular function: sodium channel activity. Gene Ontology annotation, cellular component: membrane. The annotation marks the transcript as partial. Lineage: Eukaryota; Metazoa; Arthropoda; Thecostraca; Balanomorpha; Balanidae. Gene Ontology annotation, biological process: sodium ion transport. The record is from RefSeq and is a predicted model, not a curated record. The transcript has 8 exons.
CCAGCCAAGCCGCUCGAUGACAUCGGAGAUGUGGUCACUGCGUCUGCGACUGCUGACGACCCGCGCACAGAAGUUGAUGAUCUUCUGUACGCGAGUCAUCUGUGUCACACCACACGUCCCGUACACACUCAUGCAGUACCGCACAAUGGAAAGAACCACGGCCUGCACUACGUCGGCCUCUGGGGUGGCCGGGCGCGUCGGUGGCGGUCCGUCUGCCUCGUCGCCUUUCUGGGACUGAGCAGUUAUUGUCUUAUCAAGUUUAUGAGAAAGGAAACGGUGAAGACGUUUGAAGUGAACGAGUCAGCAGCACAGGAGUUUGCUGUCACCAUCUGCAAAAUACAAGAGUCAAUAUUUAAAGAGGACGACUAUCUGCGUAUUACCGGCAGACCUCUGCGGAGCGGACUGGAGAACCCGACCGAGGCGCUGACGGCCGACUUUCCCUGGGGCUCGGCGGACCUGGAGCAGGCCGUCUGGAACAUGACCCACAGCUGGGGCGACAUCGUGCACAACUGUGCCGACUUCUACAAUAACGGCUGCAACAGGUCGGCGGUGACGAGUGAGCUGUACCAGUACGGCGGCCAGUGUCACACGGUGCGCUACAGCGACGCGCUGGCCGAGGGUGUUCAGCGCGGCAUCUGGCUGGGGCUGCACAACCCCAACUGCACCAGCUGCGGCCGGCACCACUGGAACGUCUAUGUGCACUCCGUCAAAGACCACUACAUGGAUUGGGAGCACGUGUGGGCGCCGCCUCGCGCUCAGAUGGAGAGCGGGAAGGAGCAGAACUUCAUAGUGACGAGGAUCCUCGACAUCAGGCUGCCGAGCGACACACACCCGUGCAACACGGACCCGACCUACUCGCAGCCAAACUGUAUCCGCCAGUGUCUCUUCUCGGAGCUGGCGGAGCUCGGGCCCGGCUGCCGCCUGCCCUGGAUGCCCGUGAAGCUGCCCGUCUGUGACACCGCCCGCGACUACCAGCUGCUGCUCAACUAUACACGCAUGUUCUCCCGCACCCACAUCGUCUGGCACCAGAACUCCGAGCAGCUGAGGGCCAACGAGUACUACGCUGCGCUGAAAAGCACCUGUCAGGCCGGCACCUAUACCGAGCAGUGA